GGCGACAAAGACGCGUCCGCGGACGACGCGCGCGAGGCUCUCGGGCGACGCGAGAGGCGCGCGCGCGAGUCGAACGGUGGCGCGGAGGCGUCGACGAGCGCGCGCGGGAUGAAGACGGCGCGCGCGGUGGUGGUGGGGACGUUGGCGGCGGGGGCGAUCGCGGCGGGCGUCGCGGCGUUCGCGGCGUCGCCGCGCGCGGCGUCGAUGACGGCCGAUCGCGCGUUCGCGUCGCUCGGUGAGCGAGGAAUGGCGAUGUUGGGCUCGAGCGAGGGCGCGGGUCGCGACGCGAGACCGGUGCCGGUGCUGUCGAAACGAUUUCCGGGAUACGCGGCGCCGUUUAGCGGACGUUUCGAACGCAUCGGCGAGUGGCCCGAGCACUGGUUGGUGAAGUGCUCGAAGCACGUGGUGUGCGAGCAAUCACACUUGGGAGCGUUUUUGGGGUCUCGUGACGCGCCCGCGCCGUAUGCUAACCCGCUCGGGCACGGGCUGCCGCGUGGAUACGUGCGGCCAGACCAGGCGCGCAUAAACGAGUUCAUCUCGACGUGGGACAGCAACGCUAGACAGGCGCACGGGGGGGUGUAUGAGCUGCCGCAAGCUGGCAAGGCUAAAAUGGUCGCGAUGGCGCAUAAUUCUGCGUACUUUUACAACUUUGUGCACGUGCCAAAGGCGGGCGGGUCGUAUUUUUCCAUCACCGUCUUGAUGGAAGCCCUGGAGCGCAGCGGUGAGCAUCACGGGUAUCCGUACAAACUCACGCACGAGCCCGUAUCGCACUGGAUCACGCUUCCACAGGUGGAUCUUACGCAGACAAACGUGAAGGAGACGUAUACACAUUUCCAGGAAGGGAAGCCGGAGGGCAUUUUUGGACCCGAAAAUACCAAACAAAUGUAUAAAGAAGGCAAGCGGAUGUUCGGAAAGGGCCAGUUCGGCAUGGGACUGUGCGGAGUUAUUCACGCACCGUGCGUGUACUUGACUGUGUUGCGCGAUCCGGUGGAACGUUACUUGAGUCAUUACAAGUACUCGUGCUUGGCCGGGUCUGAGGGCGCCGCGCAGUGGUUACCCGAGUGGAAAGAACUCGACCGUUGCCCGUUGGAUCCGAUCGAGUUCAUGGACUACCUCGGACCAAACCUGGACUGGACGAUCGAGCUCGCCCCUGGCGCGAAGAACGCGCAAGAGCGCAUGGAGACAGCCAAAAGAAAUCUCGACAGUAACUGCUUGCGAUACCUCAUACUCGAGAAGUACGAAGACGGGUUGGAUAAACUCGGCGCGACGUACGCCGAUUUCUUAUUUUUGAACAAAGAGCCCGCGAAAGAAAGGCACAAAAAAAAAAACGAAAAGGCCAAAAACGCCGGGCACGGCGUGAGCGAAGGCGAGCAAGACAGGUUUGACAUCUACAUGAAGAACCAAACCAUCGUCGACGCCAUCGCCGCGCGUCACGCAAAGAUGAAGGAAGUGUACGACUACGCGGUCGCCAAAUACGAAGCCAACUGGGCGCGCGCGCCGGGGAGCUGCUAAUCAGAUCCCAAAAUUAGAACCAUAACUGUAACAUCAACGCGCAUCAACGCGCAUCA
This is a messenger RNA of Ostreococcus lucimarinus CCE9901, 1568 nucleotides long. RefSeq lists its product with no specific name. Bases 109 to 1512 code for a protein of 467 amino acids. The record is from RefSeq and is a predicted model, not a curated record. The transcript has a single exon. Lineage: Eukaryota; Viridiplantae; Chlorophyta; Mamiellophyceae; Mamiellales; Bathycoccaceae. Gene Ontology annotation, cellular component: membrane. Gene Ontology annotation, molecular function: sulfotransferase activity.